Adineta steineri is the source of this 197-nucleotide messenger RNA. The record is from the annotation of a GenBank genome assembly. Lineage: Eukaryota; Metazoa; Rotifera; Eurotatoria; Adinetida; Adinetidae.
AUGUACAUAGAUCAGAGCACUUCGUCUUAUAACAGUAAUAGUACCAAUGCAACAUCAAUGACAAGUACUGCUAUGACAAUUACUUCAACAGCCACUACCACAACGAUCUCAGGCAGUAAGUUCAAUGUAUACAAAAAGAAGACUGCUAUCUUGAGGAGUACGGCUGUAGAUGUCUAUAUCGAUGAACAUGAGACCCA